AUGGAAACCUCCAAUUUAAUUGAAUCAAGAACCUUGAAAAUGAGCCAGGACUUUCCUAUAAGAUGCAGCCAGGUCCCAGGGCCCCCAGACAUCGCCCUCUCGGCCUGCCAGGUGGAUCUGCAGCCGGGGCCGUGCUCGGGGGGCAGCUGUGCAGCAGCCAGGGUGACAGUGACAGCCGUGACCGACUUCGCGCAGGACGGGAACCGCGUCAGCCGCCUCAGCGCCCGCCCGGCUGCGCCAGGGGAUGUGCUCUGGAGGGCCUACACACCCAGGGAUGUGAAGGUCACAGUUCGAGACCUCCCAACAGGGAACUGCUACUCUUUCACUGAUCCACACAUUAUCACAUUUGAUGGAUGGCGCUACGACAGCCAUAAAAUCGGGACGUUCCUGCUGAGCCGCAGCGAGUCGCGGGCGUUCGAGGUGCACAUCCGCCAGUGGGACUGUGGCGGCCACCGCUCCGCCACCGCCUGCAACUGCGGCGUGGCUGCACGAGAAGGGGGUGACACCGUGGUGCUGGACACCUGCAAUGGCCACUUGCAGCACAGCAGACCCCAGCUGACCGUCAAGAGCACCGAGGCAUUGCCACAAGUCAAGAUCCUGAAGUCUUACGGAGGCAGGAAAAUAACAAUCCUGUUCCCUUCUGGGGCAUUUGUUCGAGCAGACCUGAGUGAGAGGGGAAUGGGAGUGACAGUGAGGACACCGGGCAGGGACUUCAACAGCACCCGGGGCUUGUGCGGCCUCUUUGAUGGGAUGGCUCACAACGACCUCAACAACGUGCCUGAGGAAGACUUCGUAGAGCAGUGGAGAAUUCCUCCAGGGAAGAGUUUAUUUGACAAGACUCCAGCACCCUCUGAGAGGAAGCAAAGGAAAAGUUUCUGCAGAUGCCAGAAGGAGAGCACCAAGCCUGUGCCCAUGGCAAACACAAAAUUUGCCUUUCAGACUCCUUCCCCUGAGCCCUCUGGUUGCCAUCAUGACCAUGUGGACCACAGCUUUGCAAUCCCAUAUCUGGAUGUUACAUCUGAGUUUGUCACUCAUGCAGAAGCAGAGCCAACUUUGAGAAAAGAUGGGAAACCACCUACCAAGACUUUUGGUCAAAGAUAUUUUUCUAAAUCGGUCCAAAAGCGAAGAAGCCCUGAGGUACCAUUAAAGCCUCUCCCACACAAUAUUUCCUUGAAUAGCCACAGCUCCAUUGACUCUACCAAACCAACAGGAGACCUAAGGAAAGCAAAAAGGCAAGACAAGUAUUAUAAAGACUCAUCCUUUCACUCAGUGCAUGGCCCAGCCCAGAGACACUCUGAGAGCUUCGCGUAUUUUUUCCCUGAGGAUUAUUUUGAAGGGGUUCGGAUGAAAAUUCCACUGUCAUGGCCCACUCCCAAUGGCCUGACUGCCAUCAAAGCUCGGGAGAUUUGCCACCAAAUUCUUGCAAAAUCCACCAUUGGCUUGGCAUGCAAAGGCCUCCUGGCCAAACACCUGGAUGAGGCAAUUGAUAUUUGCCUGUUGGACCUGCAGCUCAAAGAUGACGUGGCUUGGGCGAGGCCACUGGUCGCCCUUUUAGAAAAUGAGUGUGAAAGGAGAGUGCUGGGGAGCAGGAAGGGAGAGUUCCCUGUUGGAAACCAGCCCUCUGGUGUCUGGAAGGAGAUCCUCACUGCUCUCCAGUGUCCCUGCACGGAGCUGGGCUGCCCGUGCCCUGCAGGCCGCAGCUCCCACCACUGCAGCUCUGACAAAAAGCCAACUUUGGAAAUCACAGCCCUGGAGAACGGGGGUCUCUGCGACGUCCGCGCCUCGGCGUGCAGCAGGAUCCGGGUGUUUGGCCUCGGCUUCAGAGACUCCCCCAGCCUGCACUGCCAGGUCACCAGGCUAAUUCAUCUCAAUGGCGAAUGGCUAUCAAGAGAAGAAGAAAGCACAAAAGCAGAUUUCCUGAGUUCUGAGGCUGUGGACUGCCAGAUCCCACUCCUGAACAUCACAGAGGCUGUGCACUUCGUGGCCGGUGACGAGCCGUUCGCAAGAUGGCAAGUGAAAGUCACUAACGACGGCGUGCAGUACAGUAACUCGCAGGUGCUGACCCUGUACGACGCGCUCUGCCAGCUCUGCCAAUUCCACCCCACCGCACUCUGCAAAUUAAAGGAAAAUACAUGCAAUAUAGAUGGACUUUGCUAUGGUGAAGGAGAGUCAAGUCCUACAAGCCCUUGUCUUCUCUGUGAACCUGACAUUUCUAAGUUCACCUGGUCUGUUAAUGAAAACAACCUGCCUCCUGUGUUCCAGGCCCCCUCCAGCCAGCUGCUGACAUUUAUUGGUGAGAAUUUUGUUUACCAGCUAAUAGCGGUGGAUCCAGAAGGGUCGGCUGUGCUAUUCAUCUUGGAGGCUGGGCCACGGGAUGCCAGGCUCUCCCCUGCUGGCCUGCUCCUCUGGAAAGUGGAUUCAGAAGAAAUGCAGACCUUUGAAUUCGCUGUGUCAGAUGAGUGCAAUGCACAGAGCAGGUACUCCAUUGAGGUUGGAGUGAAGCCCUGCAGCUGCCUCAAUGGUGGCACCUGUGUCACCAAUAUCAAAUACCCUCCAGGCCUUGGUGAAUACCUGUGCUUGUGCCCAAAUGGAUUUGAUGGAGAAUUCUGCCAGGAGGACACCAGGGACUGCAAAUCAAACCCCUGUGGCAGUGGGACCUGCGUGGACAGCAUGGGGAGCUACUUUUGUCAAUGCCCCCCUGGUUUGGGAGGGCUCACUUGUCAGGAAGACAAGAAUGAAUGUGAAGAGGGUCUUUGUUUUCCUGGAGUGUCUUGUAUGAAUACCUUUGGAUCUUAUGCAUGUGGAAUUUGCCCCACUGGGAUGGAGGGAGAUGGUAAAACUUGCAAAUGUAAGUGUUUUACAUUAUUUAUUUUAAAAGACUGGGGGGGGAUGAGUUCAAUUCUACUACUAUUUUCCCUAAUUGAGUAUUUUGCCACUCACUUCAAGUACAGACCCUUAAAUGUACAAAUCAGACUAUUGUCAUGUUAUAUUAAUGUGGAUAUUUGCAAAUUGCUCUGCUAUUUUUCAUUCUGGUGGAGAAGGAGCACCACAGCCUACAAAAGAGCAGUGUGUGCUGAGCUGCCCUGUUUCACGGGUGUGGAGUGCCAGCCAGCUGAGGAUGGAGAGCUUCAGUGUGGUCCUUGUCCCCCUGGAUACAGUGGUGAUGGAAUUACAUGUGAAGCUCAGUGUGAGCCCCUGUGUGAGCAUGGAGGAACUUGCCUGCCUCACAACACCUGUUCCUGUGCUUAUGGAUUCGUAGGGCCUCGGUGUGAAACAAGGGUGUGCAGCAGGCACUGUCACAACGGGGGCGUGUGUGUGUCACCAGACGAGUGCCAGUGCAGGCAGGGCUGGAGCAGCCCCUCCUGUGACACAGCUGUGUGCAAUCCUGUGUGCCUGAAUGGAGGAGUUUGUGUACGGCCAAACACGUGCUCCUGUCCUUCUGGUUUCUAUGGGCCACAGUGCCAGAGAGCUGUUUGCAUCCCACCCUGUAAGAAUGGUGGCCACUGUGUCCGGACCAACGUCUGCUCCUGUGCCCGGGGCUACACGGGAAGGAGGUGCCAGAAAAGUGUGUGUGAGCCCUCGUGCGUGAAUGGGGGGAGAUGUGUCCACCCCAAUGUCUGUGACUGCCCGUCUGGCUGGAGGGGAAAGCACUGCAGCAAACCUGUUUGCCUGCACAGGUGUCUCCAUGGAGGGGAGUGUGUGGGUCCCAACAUCUGCCAGUGCCCUGCAGGAUGGGUGGGAACGCUCUGCCAGACCCCUCUCAAUAGGAUGAAGAGAACAACAGGACAAUGAAGACAAUCAUUUGGGUAUUGAUAAUCUGACCGAGUGCAUUUUUCAUUUGGGAAGAUGCAGUGUGGAGAAAUUGCUAGUUCUCUCCCUUUUAUCCUUAUAUAA
Zonotrichia albicollis (white-throated sparrow) is the source of this 3894-nucleotide messenger RNA. Lineage: Eukaryota; Metazoa; Chordata; Aves; Passeriformes; Passerellidae. The record is from RefSeq and is a predicted model, not a curated record.